This is a messenger RNA of Anoplophora glabripennis (Asian longhorned beetle), 6694 nucleotides long. RefSeq names its product histone-lysine N-methyltransferase, H3 lysine-79 specific (gene gpp). Lineage: Eukaryota; Metazoa; Arthropoda; Insecta; Coleoptera; Cerambycidae. Gene Ontology annotation, biological process: DNA damage checkpoint signaling; regulation of transcription regulatory region DNA binding; DNA repair. Gene Ontology annotation, cellular component: nucleus. Gene Ontology annotation, molecular function: histone H3K79 methyltransferase activity. Bases 154 to 4752 code for a protein of 1532 amino acids. The transcript is spliced from 8 exons. The record is from RefSeq and is a predicted model, not a curated record.
UGCUCAACGAUGGCGUGUUUUGCUAUGUGAGAUCUAUAAACCCCGUAAAAAUGUGUGUUUGAGGUGUUUCUAAUAUUUAUAAUAGUUCAAAUGGUGAAUAGUUUUAGUGACCACUGUUCAUUUAGCUAACAUCAACAUCAUCUUACGAAAAACAUGGAGUUGAAAUUACAUUCUCCCGCGGGGGCUGAGCCUGUAUUAUAUACCUGGCCGUUAACCUCUGGUCGUGGAAACGACAAACACGAUGGGGCUAUCGAAAUUGUGGAAACCAUUAGAUGGGUCUGUGAAGAUUUACCUGAAUUAAAACUGCCAUUGGAAAACAACAUACUUUGUGACUACGACACUAGAAGCUAUGAGAGUAUGAAAUCAUUAUGUGAUAGGUUCAACAGAGCCAUUGAUAGUGUGGUAGCACUGGAAAAAGGUACGUCACUUCCAGCUCACAGGUUGAACAAGUAUCCUUCUAGAGGUUUAUUGCGUCAUAUUUUGCAACAAACUUAUAAUGCUGCUGUUACUGAUCCUGAAAAACUUAAUCAGUAUGAACCUUUUUCUCCUGAAGUUUACGGAGAAACUUCUUAUGAUUUAGUUUGUCAAAUGAUCGACCAGAUAGAGAUUACAAAAGAUGACGUAUUUAUUGAUCUGGGAUCUGGAGUUGGACAGGUUGUUUUGCAGAUGGCAGCUGCAACUCCUUGUAAGAUAUGUCUUGGAAUUGAAAGAGCAGAAGUACCAAGUAGAUAUGCUGAGAGCAUGAACAAGAACUUCCGUACUUGGAUGCAAUGGUAUGGUAAGAAGUAUGGCGAGUAUAAGUUGUUGAAAGGAGAUUUUUUAACUGAAGAACACAGGGAGAAAAUCAAUCAGGCCACCAUCGUUUUUGUUAAUAAUUUUGCUUUUGGCCCAGCAGUAGACCAUCAACUAAAAGAGAGAUUUGCAGAUUUAAAGGAUGGUGCGAGGAUAGUUUCAUCUAAAAGUUUUUGUCCGUUAAACUUUAGGAUUACCGACAGAAAUUUGAGUGAUAUUGGAACUAUUAUGCAUGUAUCAGAGAUGUCUCCUCUACGAGGAUCUGUCUCGUGGACUGGCAAACCGGUUUCUUAUUAUUUACACAUCAUUGAUCGCACAAAAUUAGAAAGGUAUUUUCAGCGGUUGAAAAAACCGCAGUUAAAGCAUGGAGAGGAUGAAAAUACUAAUUCUAGGAGUGCAAGAGACAGAGCUAAGAGGGACCUUUCUAAACAAUUGGCACCAGAUUCUACGUCAGAAUCUGAUUUCGAUGAUCAAGAUAGUAAUUAUGGACCUACAACUCGCAAGGCUUGGUCAGAUUAUUGCUCCAAGGAAAAAAGUAGUCAGUCUGAGGAGGAUUCUUCAAUUUCCAAGGUCAAGAGACAACCAAAGAAAUUAAGAAGGAAGGUAUGCAGAGGAGGGAAGAAUUCUAUUCAGCAAGAAAAGCAACAGAUACAGAAAGCCCCAGCAAAACCGAGAAGGGGUAGAGUAAAGAAAGCUAAGCCCAAGAAGCAAAUUAAAAUCAAUGGCUUGGACUUGCUGCACAAUGAAACAUUGCUUAGUACAUCACCUCAAGCAAUCGGAAAGAAACUCCCGCCAGCGCCCGGUUGUGUAGAUCAACAACUAACUGCUUUAAGUUCAGAAAUAAUCAUUCACAAUGAAUUGGAUAUACCAGAAGAACCAUCAGAAACACCAUAUGGGUUACAAGUUCUUCUAGAUAUGUUUAAAGGUCACUAUAUGCAGAUGCUACACCAAAUGAAGAAUCCUUUAUACAAAAGCACAGUGGAGAGUCAAAUCGAAGAAGAAAAGGAGAGAAACAAAAAACUUAAAAGCCGUGCUGCGCAAUUAGAAAAACAAAUCAAAGUGCUCAUCGACGAUAGUGUGGCUCUGCUUAAAGCAAGAAUGAGUGAAUUGGGAAUCAAUGCAUCCUCUCCCGUAGAUUUGCUAGCAAAAGCUAAAGAAAUAGUUUGUCGACACAAAGAGUUGCAAGCAAAAGCGAGCAAAUUACAAGGACAAGUUGCUAAUUUAGAGGCAGAGCAAAAUAAUCAUAUUCUUCAAAGGCAAGCCGAAGUGUGUGAGAAGUAUAUGGGUUCGGCGACAAGCCAUGAUUUAUCUCCUAGUGUUGCCCAAGAAUAUAUUUUAAGGGAAAUAUCUUCUACACUUGCCCAUAGAAAGAAGUUACAGAAUGAGGUUUCAAAGUUGGAAGGUGAUAUAGUUAACUUACAGAAAACUAGUGAAGAACGUAAGCAAGCCCAGGUGUUAGCUGCUAGGCAGCAACAGCAACCCGUGAAGGUUUCUAGGAAGGCCAGGGAGUAUAGAGCUAGAUCUCAAGAUUGGCCUGAUGUGCCAGAUAUUGCUAAGAUCGAAGAACAAAAUCCUGAAAUAUUAGCACAGAAGAUUCUUGAAACUGGAAGAAAAAUUGAGGCUAGUAAACUCUCCGCAAUUUCUAGCAAGAUGCCCCAGUUGCCAGGAAAUUCAAAUAAGACAAUUCAAAACGGUACACGUAGCUUAAUUAGAAACAAUAUGCCGGCACCACUUCCCGUGACCAAAAGGCAGAAGACGUCACAUAACAAUUACUCAACUGUUAGUACACCGAACGUAACCACUAACGGUAACAUUUCCAAAAGCCAGGAGCCUCCGCGACUAACAAAUUUUGAGGACCGUUUGAAGAGUAUCAUUACUUCAGUUUUAAAUGAGGAUCAGCAAAAUAGAUCUAAACAGUCUCAACCCAAUAUUCAACCUUCUACUCUACACCACUACCCCUCCCAUAAUCCCCAAUCCACAAACGUGGUCACUGUUCAGCAACAUCAUAGCACAAGUUAUGGAUCUCAUAGCUAUAAUUAUCAAAAUAAUUUCGUUACACCAAAACAGGAAGAGAAACAACGUAAAUUCGUUGUUCAGGCAAGUAAAUACACUUCUCGUUGUGAGACUGUAGUGCGACAGAAUGAAGAAAACCAUCAUUUUCCACACCAGGAAGGUUUAGCCAGCAUGAUGGAAUGUUAUCGAGAAGAGAUACCCAAGGUGUCCCCUCAGGUCCAAAUCCAGAAGUCGUUGAAUCCAGAACAACCAGAUUACACACAGGUUUCACCAGCUAAGCUUGCACUACGGCGGCAUUUGUCUCAAGAAAAGUUGGCACACCAGCAACUUCCGUACAACCCUUCCGAUGGGAUAGUUGCUACAAGAACAAUAGGUGAUUUGAUGUCAGGAGAAAUAGAAAGGACUCUGGAAAUUUCAAAUCAAUCCAUAAUAAAUGCAGCUGUUGACAUGAGUGAUAUACAAGGUACAGCGACUCUGACUUCCAGAUCAGUGGUUAAUGCUAAUCUACCUCCCCGUCCAGAGAGAGUCAACGUAAAAGUGCCUAAUCCCGAAACACCUCAAACACCUAAAGAUGUAGAACCUAUGAGGCAAACAGUUUACAGUCCCAUUUCUAGACCUUCUUCCGCAGAAGGUCUAGAAGGACUUGCCUACAUGCAUUCCCACGUGAAAGUUACUUCUCACAAUGUACAUCAGUACACUACGCCUUCACAGUUGAGUCCUAGACAACAGUAUUCACCGAGGACCACUGUUCUAUAUCCUACACAGUCGAGAGCUGCUUCAGUGAACUCUAACUAUUCCACAAAUGAGUUGUACACUCCGUUACCGCGGGCUGACAUAAAGCCGUAUCAUGAAUCAUAUUUUAGUGAUGUAAAGCCACCUGCUCCUUUAGAAAAUGAAACGAGGAAUAGUUUUGUGCCCGAAGGAUUGGCAGUGAGUUUACAAGCACGAGUUUUAGCUCCACCAAUAAAAGAGGAAGUUGAGAUGUACGAAAGGAGACAGGCAUAUCUUCAGCAAACUAUGUUACCAAAUAUAUCUUCUUACCAGGAUCAAAGCAAUGCUAUCAAAGCGGAGGGUAGUGAAGGGAUUUAUAAGAGAGAGUCGCCAAUUAUCCAUGGAGCAAUUCGUACUAAUAUAAAAGGAACGUCGACGCCGUAUCUUGCCGAUGGACAUAGAACAAACUUUACCAACAACAUCUCGCCAGAACCUCACUCAAACACAUCUACGCCUUUAGUUGACGAAGUGCAAGAAACGUCGAGACCGAGAAAGUGCAAUGAAGAAGAUGUAGAUGUGGUGGAAGAAGAAGGUGAAGAGUCAAAAUGGCAGGAUAGGAUCUCUUCUGGUUUUGAUAGACUCGUAGCAUUUGCAUCAACUGAACUUGACAAAAGGCGCAGGUCCACAGAAGGCAAUGACAGUUGCAACACCUCUCCAGAUUCAGGUAUAGGCCAUGGACAUGGAGACUUACAUCCCACUUCUAUCAAUGUUGUCCCACCAAAACAAACCAUAAAACUAAACCCUAAUCCUAAGCCAACACUCUUUAAAAUGCCAACAAAUAAAACAUACUUAGAGUCUCCAACUGGCUUAGAACAUCCGGACGAGUCGGGACCUCCCAGAACUCCUUCACCGACAUCUCCUCAGUCAAAUAGUCUCUCUAUUAAUUUCAGUCCAGAGCCAGUUCCUGUUGAAAAGAGUCCUACACGAUUGAAUCCCGCUUUGCUAAAAUAUCAACGAUAUCCGGAAGAGAAGAAGAAGCCCGAUACGCAUUUUAAGAAGAAAUUUUAUUACCGAGAACAUUGGAGGGACGAUUCUUGGUCGAAAAAUGACAGACAUGAACCCAAGUUCAAGCCGAAAGGUAAAGAUUGGGAUUGGAACAAGGACCACCAGAAUGAUAUUCAUCACGUUGUUGGUGAUGGAUGGGGUAGGUCACACGACUACAGCUGGAAAAAUUGACACUAUUUGAACUAUUAUUAUGGCAGUUUAGAUGUCACAAAGCGAAUUUGUAGUAGCUCGUAUCCUUAUUACUUUUAAAGUUGUAUACUAUUCACGCAGACCAAAAGUUCAUAAUUUUUUUUAAAUAAUUGAUAAAUAUGUUCUCUAUUUAUAUUCGUGUUGACAGUUAAUUUUCAAUUAUUUUGUGUAAUUAUUGGCCCUAUUGCCACUUUAGACUUAGUAGGUGUUGCAAAUAGAGCAAAUGUGUCAUUUUUUAAAAUUUCUACAUUCUCAAUGAUUUUGGAAAAUGACAAUAGAUGCUUUGAGGGAGCAAUAAUAAAUACACUUGCUUAUGAUAUCCGGCAAAUGCAUCGAUACGUUUUGUUUGCAUCUUUAUUUUUAUACGAGUCAAGUAGUGUUGUGUUUGUUGUAUUAUAAAAUGUUUUUUUUUUUUUUCAUUGUUUUGCAAACAACUUUUGUACUGCAGUUAAAAAUUAAUGUCUAUUUGAAUAAAAUGUUUUAUAAUUUUCAAUGAAUAGAUGGCCACCUCUAAAAUUUAUGAACAUUAUGCCUUCUUGAAAAAAAUGUAGCCAAACAUUAAAGUAAUUUUUAGCAGGUGGUUUGAAAUGUAAAUAGCAGAGUAAUAGUUUCCGGUCGGAUAAUUUGGUCUGAAAAAAUACAACGUUAAAAGUGAACUGUUAAAAUGAAUAAAUGGCAUGUUUGGGGUUUAGGGAAACCGCAAGCAGCAUAACAACGACUGCAAUUUUGUGUUCAAAUCGUAUGUUCAUACGAAAAAAUUUAAUUUAAUUGGCAUAAUUUAUUUGCGUUAUUGUCCUGAGAUAUGUACAAUUGUAUUCAAUACUAUCACUGCCUUUAAUAACUCAUCUCAUCUUGCUUCUAAAUUAUUGGAUAAGCAUUUAAUUUAUUCAUUUUGUAUAAAAAGGAAUAUAUUGUAAAUUAUUAUUUAUAAAAAAAAGAAACAUCAAUAUCUAGUGUAAAUAAAAACCGUAAACGUAACUGAAAAUUUUAGUACAACUUUUGUAAAUAGAGUAGUAAAAUUAGGAAACUGAAAUUUAGGUAAAUUAAUUAUACUGAAUAUUAUUUCCACUGAACGUUUUAAAUGGUAGCAGUAUAGUUAGGUUACUUUGAUACGAUAGUUUUUUGUACCAAUAAUCGAGUGCAAGUAUAUUUACUGCCACUUUUUUAAUAAAUGAAGUACAUGUCAUUACCUAAUUAAUGUAAUUAUUAGAUAAUUUAGAUGAUGUAGUGAUGACAUGUACCUGAAAUGCUUGUACUGGAGACUCUCCAAUUGCACCUUACGUAUCAACGUUUCUCUGUUUAUAUACGGAGUGUACGGUGAAAUGUGUCAUUUUAUAAAGCGUCACAUUUUAUCUUUACUUUGUGUAAGUUUAAUUGGUGAUAUUUUGUGCUUAUAAUUUGUAUUUUACUUUUUUUUGUUAUAAGUUUAACUUUAUUAACAAUUAUAUUAAUUAUGUUGUUAUUAUUACAUUAUGUUAUAGUCUAUUUUUGUAGUGCUAUUGUGUUAGGAAUUUUAAAACAGUUUUGUUUGUAAAAUUUUAUUUCAUCUGCAUCUAUUUUCCUUUCAGUUUUGUUGUUCUCGUGCACAUUUAUUAAUUUCAAUCAGUUUCUUAGCCAAAGGUUAAUUUUACCGUCUAGUAGUUUUAUCAUUUAAAAUUUUACUGUAUCUUGAUAACACCAAAGCUUCUGUAAUUUUUCCCAAAAACGGAUAUCGGUUUGACUGAUUAUGAAUUAAUAUAUAUUUUUUUGUUAAUUCGAUUGUCAUUUUAAGAUUGAAAAUAGUAAAAGUUUUCUUGAAAAUUGUCGAGAUUACUAUUUUGAAUGUGAAUAAGAAUAGGGAUAGAUUGUAUGUUAUAUAUAUGUAAUUUUGAUUAAGUCGGUAAUUAUGGUAUCACAUACUGCCAAUUAUUUAAUAAAUACAUUA